Messenger RNA from Sander lucioperca (pikeperch), 2329 nucleotides. RefSeq names its product tripartite motif-containing protein 16-like. The transcript is spliced from 2 exons. The record is from RefSeq and is a predicted model, not a curated record. NCBI's taxonomy places the organism in Eukaryota, Metazoa, Chordata, Actinopteri, Perciformes, Percidae. The coding region runs from base 233 to 1897 and encodes 554 amino acids. Gene Ontology annotation, molecular function: zinc ion binding; protein binding.
CUGCAACUCUUAAACCGCUCCUCUUCCUGGAAUGAAGCACAGCAUCAUAUCCUCCACCCAGACUUUAUUUACUGGCUAAGUGAGGCUCCUCCUGCUCAAAGACUAUUCAGCUCAGGUAUUUGUCAUUCCCUCCCCUUUCACAGAUCAGCAGGUUUACUGAUGUAAACACCAUGUGAUUUAUCUGGAAGCAGAGAGUGAAACUUACUUACGUUCACUGUCGUGGAGAGGAGAAAUGGCGCAGCAACUGAUUAAGCUGGAUCGAGAAAAACUAUGCUGUUCAAUCUGUCUGGAUCUUCUAAAGGAUCCGGUGACUAUUCCCUGUGGGCACAGCUACUGCAUGGGCUGUAUUAAAGACUGCUGGGGUGAGGAGCAUGAGGAGAAAACACACAGCUGUCCUCAGUGCAGGCAGAGCUUCACAACAAGGCCUGUCCUGGUGAAAAGUACCAUGUUGGCAGAGUUGGUGAAGGAACUGAAGAAAGUAGGACCUCAAGCUGCUUUACCUGGAGACGUGGCCUGUGAUUUCUGCUCUGGGAUGAAAGUGAAAGCCUUCAAGUCCUGUCUGGUGUGUAUGGCCUCUUACUGCGAGCAACACCUCCAGCCUCACUACAGCGUAGCUCCAUUAAAGAAACACAAGCUGGUUGAAGCCACUUUGAAGCUUCAGGAGAACAUCUGCUCUCGCCACGACGAGGUGAUGAAGAUUUUCUGCCGCACUGAUCAGAAGUGCAUCUGUUAUCUCUGCUCCAUGGAUGAUCAUAAAGGCCACGAUACAGUCUCCGCUGCAGCAGAGAGAGCUGAGAGGCAGAAGGAGCUCGGGGUGAGUCGGCAAAAAGUCCAACAGAGAGUCCAGGACAGAGAGAAAGAUGUCAAGGUGCUUCAGCAGAGGGUGGAGGUUAUCAAUCAUUCUGCUGAUAAAGCUGUGAAGGACAGUGAGAAGAUCUUCACUGAUUUGAUCUGUCUCAUUAAGAAAAGAAGCUCUGAAGUGAAGCAGCAGAUCAGAUCCCAGCAGACAACUGAAGUGAGUCGAGCUGAAGAGCUUGAGGAGAAGCUGCAGCAGGAGACCACUGAGCUGCGGAGGAAAGACACUGAGCUGGAGAAGCUCUCGCACACAGAGGAUCACCUCCAUUUCCUGAACAGCUACCCCUCACUGUCCCAUCUGAGUGAGUCUGAAGACUUACCCAGUAUUAAUGUCUGUCCUCUGAGCUCUUUUGAGGAUGUGACAGCGUCCAGAGAUAAACUGCAGUCUGUUCUGAGUGAUGAGUGGGCAAAGAUCUCAAUGGCAGUGACUAAAAUUGGUUUUAAACUGCUUCAGGGACAGCCCAGAACCAGAGCUGAAUUUAUGAAAUAUGCUUGUCAAAUCUCACUAGAUCCAGAUACAGCACACGUAAGUUUGUCACUGAGUAAUAGGAACAGAAAAGCAACGUUAAUGGAAGAGGAACAGUUAUAUUUGGAUCACCCAGACAGAUUUAUUGAAAGGUGGCAGGUCAUGAGUAGAGAGGGUCUGACUGGACAAUGUUACUGGGAGGUGAAGUGGAGCGGGAAAGUAUCUAUAGCAGUUGCGUACAAGGAUAUUAGCAGAAAAGGGACUGCGUAUGGAUGUGGAUUUGGAAAUAAUGACAAAUCGUGGACAUUAGAAUGUGACGGUGACGGUUAUAAAUUCAGACAUAAGAAUAUUUCUACUCACAUCUCAGGCCGUCUGUCCUCCAGAAUAGGAGUUUACCUGGAUCACAGGGCAGGUACUCUAUCUUACUACAGCGUCUCUGAAACCAUGACUCUCCUCCACAGAGUCCAGACCACAUUCACUCAGCCUCUCUAUGCUGGAUUUUGGCUUAGACAAACUGCUGGAGACACUGCUGAGUUGUGUGAGCUCAAGUACUGUAGAGAGGAGGUUAAAAAGUGAUUCAUCUCUGUACAGUAAAUGUUGAGAUGUCUCUGCACAGCAGAGAUCAAACAUAACUGUGAUGUGUUUUCUUGGAUUUUGGUUGUUUUGUCAUAUCAAUCUAAUGAAAAUCGUUUGCUACGCAUGUUAUACUCACCAAAAAUUUUCAUUCAUUUUCAUUACCAUUUGCCAAAUGAAUGUGAAAUUAUUUUAGUUUUUACCAUAUUUUCAUGAAUGUCAUUUGCAUAAUUUAACUAUAGUUUUCUAUAAUUUCACUUUUUAGUCCUCUACAUACUGCUGUUAUAAUGUAUACGUUGCUGCUGUUGUAAAAUCACAUUACAUCUUUCUUUUUUUUAAACAGAAAUUAGGAAACAUUUAUGUUUUAUGUUCAAAACCCUACAAAUAAACAAAUAGCUGACCUGCCACCAUUGCAACAAGCAAACUUCUAUUCUU